GGUCCCGCUGGCACAAGGUGUCAAGGACGCCGCCACCUCCGCCAAGGACGCUGCUACUUCCGCAAAGGACGCCGCCGUCUCCGCCGCCUCCAAGGCUACCACCGCUGCCAGCAAGGCCGCCGUCGCAGCGAAGAAAGCCACUCCGGAGACCUCCGGCCCCGCCUCCGCCAAGAAGCCCAUUGACAUUCCCCCCACAUCCGAGAUCCUCAAGUCGGUAGCGCAGCCCAACCCCGCGCCGGGCAAGGGCCCCGUGCAGGCGGCGGCACGUGACGAGGCGGUGUCUGAGGCGCAGGAGCCGGCACUCCGGGCGGCGGCACGCGUGGCAGGGGAUAAGGCCAAGUGAGCUGUGUGGGCUAAACGACAGUUAUGAGAUGUCAGCGGGCUGGAAUGUGGGAUUGUUGCCGUACCGGCGUGUGAAUCCGAAGUAUGGGUAUUGCAUGGCACUGAGUGGAUGAUUAUUACACUGGUUACGGUGGAGAGAACACAGGAUGAUGAACCCAACUGGCUUUGUAGAGGGCGAGGGUUAUCUUAUUGAGGGUUAGGGACAGACCGUGGCCAUGCUGUUUGUUAUUGCAUGCAUGCAAUGUGGUGCAUCUGCUUGCAUGGGCCUUUAUGCUUAGUUGCUGUUGCUGCGAUGUAGCAUACUUAGCAGUAUGGUGGGAGAGCUGAGGGUGGGGGGCGGGCAGUGGCCCCUGUUGGGUAGUAUUGUUACUACCGUAAGCUAUCCGGGCGAACAUGUUGCUUUGAGAAUGCCGCAGACGAGAGUUGUCAGACUGCAUCCAGCGAAUGGCCGUUCGGAACCGGCAUCGGGGCAGUUGGACCAUGCAUGUGCCUUCGUUGGAUCACCCCAACGCCACGUUCCUCAAAGAGGCGUAUACCUGUAACACCCGUAGCUUGUG
This is a messenger RNA of Astrephomene gubernaculifera, 899 nucleotides long. The record is from the annotation of a GenBank genome assembly. Lineage: Eukaryota; Viridiplantae; Chlorophyta; Chlorophyceae; Chlamydomonadales; Astrephomenaceae.